Molecule: messenger RNA, 6478 nt
Organism: Talpa occidentalis (Iberian mole)
Lineage: Eukaryota; Metazoa; Chordata; Mammalia; Eulipotyphla; Talpidae
Gene: KNOP1
Product: lysine rich nucleolar protein 1
Exons: 7
Coding region: 806-2305 (499 amino acids)
Source: RefSeq, a predicted model, not a curated record
CACACCCUUAGUAACUCCAUCAUCAGGAGCUGUUUCACUGGGAGAAAUGAAAGCUCUGGGAAUAGAGAAAAGAUGGCUGCAAAUAUUUGAGAGGAUUUCUUCUGGGACAGUAAUCAGCAUAGGAGAGAGGGCACAUAUAUUAGCAUAGCACGCAACAAUUAAGGACCAACAGGUAGAAGUUAAAAGGAGAGCAUUCAAGACGAAAUAGAUUUUCCUGGGCAAAAUGCAACAUACUGCUGAAGGAGAGAUUCAGGCACAGGAUGGGAGUUGAGACAGACAGCAGAUGCCAAUAUCUAUCAAUUGAGUCCAUCAUUCUCUUAACUCAUUGCUCACUCUCUCCUUCUACCUGGGCCUCACUCAGAGCUACAUUCUUUCUUCCGUUUCACAGAUGUUUACCGACCUGCACUAUCCAGUAUCGUAGCCACUACCCCAUGUGGCUAUCUGAAUUUACUAAGCUUAACUAUAACAAACAUGCAUUUCCAAAGUGCAACUAACCACAUGUCCAAGGCUCAGUAACUGUCUAUGGCUAGUGGCUAGCACCCUUGAAGGUUCUAUUGGACGGGGCAGUUUGAGCCGGCUAAGGUAGUGAUGGUAACUACUGAAUGAAAAAUCGGAGUUCUUGACCUUGGCUUACAGACUAAUGGGGGGAGGGGAACGCCCAAGAUUGUUUAUUAAUAACCAAGCUCUUGCUUCUAAACCGGGCACUUUGCUAAGCACUUUCUGUGACUAGCUGCAUACUGCUAACACCACGAAAGAAGUGCCACUGUGCUCAUUUGAAGAGGGUAAUAUAACGGGUGCUGAAGGAAUGAUUACCAAGACGUACAAGGGAGACCUGAGCCCUAGGCUCCCAGAGAAGAAGAAGAAGAAGAAGGUGGUCAAAGAGCCCGAGACUCAGUAUUCGCUUCUCAACAGUGACAAUUACUUCACUGAAGUCUUUCCCAUAAGAGCAACAUCCCCCUCCAAGAGUGUGGUCCCAGGGCAGGUGCCCGAGAUGCCCCCAGUGAAGAAGAAGAAGAAGAAGAAGGCCUGCGAGGAGCCCCCCGCACGGGACCCCGCAUCGCCGGCCCGUCGGAUAAAGUCGCCCAGCCCCAAGAAGCAGGUGCUUGGUCCUUCUGGGUUCCUCAGCGGGGAGAAGAAGAAGAAGCGGAAGUCCUUGUGGCCUCUGCCCAUGUCCCCUGACUCCGGGGUGAAGGCCUCCCUGGAUCCCAGACAGGGCGAGGACGUGACCAGAGUUGGCAGGAAGCUCAAAAAGCACAAGAAAGAGAAAAAGGCCCAGCAGCCUGUGUCCUGCUCAGCCAAGGCCCCCUGGUUCUGCGAGGCUGGGGAUGGUCCCUGCGCUUACUCCAUGGGGACGGUGGACAGGGAGCUGGCAGCCUCAGGGCACAAGCGGAAGCAGGGGAGCCCCAGGGAACGCAGUGUAAAGAUAAAGAAAAAAAAGAAAAUCUGCCAGGAGGGUGACACCCUUUUGGGGCACCCCAAACUCUCCAGGUCCGUGGAAAGCAGCCCUAGGAAAGGAGGUGGUAAAAAGAAGUCAGCCAAAGUCGAGGCUCCAGAAUACAUCCCAAUAUAUGACCCCAAGGCCUCGACGAAGAAGAAAGUGAAGACCAAGAAGAAGACAGAGCUGCCAGGCGUUGAGGAGCCAGCUCUGAAGAAGAAGAAAAAGAAGAGGAAAGACAGCUCAGUGGUGGAAAAACCUCAGGAGAAGGAGGAGCCCCGUAUCUGCCAGCUGGGUGACCUCGAGCCAGCCUUUGCCCUGUGGUCCUCAAGGUCCGGACGGGUGAUUUGCCUGAGCAGAGCCAUCCAGGGAUUGCCAUGGGAGACGCCGGGUUCCUGGCGGAGCACAUCUAAAGAGCCUGACACAGACCUGGAGGUGGUGCUGGAAAGGAAGGGCAACAUGGACGAGGCGCACAUAGACCAGGUGAGGCGAAAGGCCUUGCAAGAAGAGAUUGAUCGAGAGUCAGGCAAAACGGAAGGGUAUGAAUCCAAGAAGUGGAUGGGACCCCAGUUUGGCCAGUGGGAUACUGCUGGUUUUGAAAACGAGGAAAAGAAACUGAAAUUUCUCAGACUCAUGGGUGGCUUUAAAAACCUGUCUCCUUCACUCGGCCGCUGCAGCACGAUGGGAAGGUCCAACAUGGCCCUCAACAAGAAGGCGGCCGACUCCCUGCAGCAGAGCCUGCAGCGGGACUACGACCGCGCCAUGAGCUGGAAGUACAGCCGGGGGGCCGGCCUCGGCUUCUCCUCCACCCCGGACAAAAUCUUUUUUAUUGACAGGAACGCUUCCAAGUCGAUAAAGUUUGAGGAUUAAACUCCAAUGUGUUGUCCCCCAAAACGACCAGAACUACUUUUAUUCUUUAGUUUUGCAGGUGAAAGCCAUCGGACAGUUGUCUGGGCCCGACUCCUGGGGAGAUCAAAGACAACUGCGUUGAUGUGCCGGGACAGACGGGGCGGGGGGCAGCGCCUGUGUCAGGAGCCAAGGAAGCAGGAGUGGCUGCCAGCUGCUGUUUCCCGCCAUAAGCAUUCCGUACCAUGUGAACAUCCGUGCGUGUACAUGGUAAUGCUCCAUGUUUAUGGGGUGCUUAGCACAUGCCCGGCACAUACUAACAUGUUUCCCUCACGUUAAUGUAGUUCAUCUUUGUUGUUACAAAACAGGUGCUAUUAUUAUCCCCAUCUUAUAGAUGAGGAAACCUAGGUUCAGGGAUGAAGUAAUAAAAUUGCCCGGGGUCACUCAACCAGUAAGUGCCAAGUGUGCUUUGUACCCCAAGCCCUUUGUCACUGUGCGCUGCACUGAAUGUCCCGCCCAGGGAAUUCCACCCUGGGUCCUCGUUGAGAACGAGGCUGUCUUCUGAUCAAAGGAACAGGCGUGAUAUCUGAAGGAAGUGGAAUGAAUCAAACGGGAAGAGCAGCUCAUUUUCCUUUCCCGCCUCAGGGUAGCGACAGGCAGAGGCAUCUGAAUUGCUCCCCAGCUGCUGUGGCUAAGUUUCCUCUGCUACUGGAAAGUGUUUCUGAACCAAUCUGGCGCGCUCCAGCUGCCUGCCUGCACUCCUCCAUGCUGAGCUUGGAUUAUUUCUCUUCGAACUGGAUUCUGAGCGCGGCGUCUAGAGGACAGGUAGUGUGUCUACUGUGGCGGAUUCCCAAGGGUGUGUUUCAGUGGACUGUUUUCACUACAAAGAAGAGAAGCCCAGUGACAGCUGUGGCUGAUGGAGUGCCAGGCGCAUGGCGUGUGGGAACGACCCAGGAAGAUACCCUGGGACAGUGUUUCCGGCCAGCCUCACAGCUCCAGGAACAGCGCCCAAGGAGCAUGUGACGACCACCUCUCCACCCACCUCGCAUUUCACAUCCCGAAGUACAGGUUCUGUUUGAGACAUUUCCACGUGACUUGGCCUGAGCUCCCCCCGAGUCCAGCACGGGCAGGUCUAAAUGGCAGGAAGUCCUGACAUCGGAAAGCGAGUCCGCACCUCGUCAAGGAAACCCUCUCUUCCUCUCUGCUCCGUCAUCAGUGUUGGCUUCAUCUGUGGUGGAAGGGAGGCCACAGCAAUUCCAGGCAAUGUGUUAAGACAGUAGAAUGUGAGGUUGAAAAUAACGUCGUGGUUCAAGGAAACUUCCAAAAGCCUCUCAAGAGAAUCUUUUUAGUAACUUAGGGCCUAGCAACAGGUCACAUAGGAUGGGACUUGCCUUCUCGACUCAGUAGAUCACUAGUGGCUUGAAAGUUACAUCUGCUCAGAGGAAGGCUUCUUGGAGUCUGGUCCUGGAGCAUUCUGACCAGAGGGCUGGGCAGCUACGAAGCAAGAUGCCAAGUCUCAGGACGGACUGGGCCUCGUCAUUGAGCAGGGCUGUCUGCGGCAGUCCGUGGGUCAUGGCGGGGGGCUUUACUCUGAGCUGCUGUUAGCUGGGCUUCUGUCCUUUGUAAAUGACACCGUGGCCUGAGCCCCCUGCCCCUCAGACCCCAUGUCCAGGGCUGCCCUCAGGUUGUCUGCGAGUCCUUUUGGUGCCAUUUCCUGUGUUCUUUGGGCCCUGGCCUAAUGUGUAACAGUUUGUCUCCACUGAGACAUGGCAGUUUGGGGGUUUUUACUCAGGAUCUGAGAGAAAUGGACAGGGGAGGUUGGCGUAGAGCAUGGCCAAGUUCUCUCGAAUAUUUCACAAUCCUGUUUCUCAAACUUGGCUAUUUUGUUUUAGGAUUUCUCACCAAUGACCCUCCCGUGACAAGGUGUGCCCUCACAGCUACCCUUAUCCAGCUGUCCCCGAAGCCUCAUGAUUCUUACUGGCCCUGGGAACAAUUUCUGCUCUGUCUCUGCCUUAGCCCACAGGCUCUGCGCUGAGGCCAUCUUGCCAUAACUAGACUGGCCCCUCAAAGUAUUUGCCAAAUAGACACAGUUCUCCCCCAAGAGAAGUUGUGUAUUCAGCUCUACAACUUGGAUAUGUGAUUGGCAGAAUAAUGCCAAACCCCAUGCCCCCAAAAGGGGCCACAUCAUAAUUAACCAGAUUUUGUGAAGGUUAGGUUACAAGACAAAAGGGAGUUUAAGGUCACAGAAGAAAUUCAAGUUGCUAAUCAGAAUUAGGGACUUGAGAGUCAGUGUUGAAGAGACUCAGACUUGACAAGCAGUUGCUGGUUUUGAAGGAAGCAGCCACAAGCCAAAGAAGGCAUUAGGCUUCCAGGAGCUGGAAAGGGAGUGAAAACCAAUUCUCUAGAACAUUCAAAACUUAACAGGGCCUCGCCAAUGUGAUUUUAACCCAGUUAGACCAGCUGGAAAUCUUAACCAUGCAGGGUGAUAAACCUCGUUCAAGCCACUAAAUUUGUGGUAAUUUGUUAAAGCAGCAAAAAGAAAAAAAAUGCAGGUCUCAGAAGUUUCCCUCUUUUUUACCUUAUUUUCUAAAAUUGUUGCUUGGAUUUAUUAUUCCAUAAUGAUAGUGGUCUUCAUUCCAUGUAGGCUAUGGUCUUCAGACACUAGCAAUUUGAUUUAGUAACAAGAUGGAGAAAACUACAAAAGAACACACAGAAGCUAAGGCCCCGCCUCAGCCAGGUGAGCCAGGUGACAGGUGACCGAAGUCCCUUUGGCGUGAGGUUUCCCUGAUGUUGUGUGAAAUUCCAAGUUCAGGUUAACAUAAAAGCAUUUAGAAUUUACUGACCUUGGCUUGGGAGCCAGUGGGCACCAGUAGAAGUGACUGCAAGGACAUAAUUUGCAAAUCUGCCAAUUGUUUUUCAUUGAAACAGUGUAUAGUCAAAGUGAUGUAGGAAUUAUUUAACAAAUAAUUUGAUGACAUAAAGGCUACUUGGAAAUAGCUAGGCGAUACCACUGUGCUCCCUGAGUUUUAUAUGUUCUUAAAAUAAAUGUUUAUAAACUCAUGAUUACACUGAAUAGUUUGGGGCCAAGAAUAUGCUGUGGAAUUUUGAAUUUUCUGGCCAAUUUAAUAAGCACACAUCCCACUCCCCAGCAACUCUGUUGAAAAAAACAGCAGGUCAGAAUACUUUUCCUCCCCUUAACGGAACGAAAGAUUUUAGCCCCUUUUCCUGUUUGAGAUGAACUGAAAACCCCAAUGGUGUCCCAGGGCAGAGAUGAAAUGUCACUGUGUCCAGGGAGACCUGAAGUACAAUCGCUGAGGGCCCUUGUAAUCUACAGCUGGGAUGCACGGUCCUGAGCAGGGGCUUCUAGGCUGUGAAUCACCAAUCAGGCUCUUACCAAUUGGAAGUCAAUGUCAGUGGAAGCUCACUGGUGAUAAUAGGAUCCAGAUUCCACCAAGCAGGGUAGAAAAGUUGGCAGAAUAACUGCUGCUUACAAGCAGGACGCACAGCAGACCGGGCGACGCAUUGAGACGCACGCUCUUUCUUCUGGACGAACAAGUAAUUAAAUGAACAGUCAUGAGUAUAAUGUUCCUGCAGGAGGUUUAUUCAGUCACAGACCCUUGCCACCAAAGCCAUGGGGAGUCUCAGGUUUGACCUCACUUUCUCAGACUUGAUCUAUCCACAAAAUCCAACCGAGAGCUGCUUUUGAUAGCAAAAUGAAUUAACUGAGCCAGCUGCUUUUUAGAAGUCUUCAAGGUGGUGUAGGCAGCAUUCCAUCCCAUUCAAUUCCACAGAGAGCAGCAACAGCUCUUUAAAAGGUUUCUUUUCCAAACAAACAAAAAGACCUUCCAGAAACAAAUUGCUGUUACCUGCAUUCUUCAGCUCCUCUCUUGCUAAAGGCCCUCCUGAUCUUCCCCAGGCUCACUGAGCCCCCGAAGCCCAUGUGUGCAGAGACCCCCCGGUGCUUGGCUGCUGGCUGAAUGGGACAGCAUGUCAUGGCCCCGCGCUUCCACUGUCAGAUCAUCAGGGUAGAGGCCAAGACCUGACCCGGUCUGUACAUGUAUGAAAGUUACAAGAGGCAGAGCAGGUCUUGGGACAUCACACCACGGCCCUCCGGGUCAGGCCCUCGUUUGCAGGGGCAGCCUGAGGGCCAGCUCAGUCAGAUGACCCAUGUCUGGCUGUUUGCUUUGCCUCUUGAUA